CGACGCGAGCAGCUCGGCUCAGCUGUGCCAGCAUUUCCGAUCAAUGUGCUCAGUCGGACGGCGAGGCGCCAUUUAUUAUCGCGCGGGGAUUUUUUUCGGCGAACGCACCCCGCUUUCCCUUCUCUCCCCGCUUAGGAGCUCCGGCCGACCUCGCCCGCCCGCCCGCGCUUUAGCGUUUUGCCGCGUCGUCAGUUUCUAACCGAGGCUCACUGUUUCCUCGCGGCUGCCACGCUGUACGAUCCGGAGACGCCGAAGAUGAGGCGGCGAGGCGUGUUGUGACUUCGCCCGGAUGGUCUCGCCGCUGCCAGCGCGACAUGCAACACCGGCGUGGAAGAAGGAAGGACCCCGAAUCUAUCUGCAAGCGUCGUGGAUGACGCCUUUUGUGUCGACGUCGGCGUGCGACGGUGUGUUAACAACGCUUGGCGUCGCAGCGAGUGUCGUCUUCGUUUCGGGACUCCACGCGGUGCCUAACCAUAUUCCUUUUUUUUUUCUUCUUCUUCUUCUUGAAGAGGACUUCGCGCGCAGCCGGGUUUUGAUCGUGCGUGUGGGCACGUCUGUCACAACCCUUUCUUCUUCUCGAAAUCCCGUUAUCUCUUUCGACCAACGCAGGGUAGCCAACGGGAAACUGCGCUCGUUAACGUUCUUGUAAGACAUUGCUUCACUGUCGUUGCCUCUACCUGGCUAUUCAGUUUUAGGGCCUCCUGUCCUUUUGUACUCUUUGACUGGUCUUGCCGCAAGCGGAGUCGUGUAUACACGGAGGCACAAAUCUCUCCGAACGUAGCUUACAAGGCGUGCUUCCGUCGUCACGUUUUCAGACAUUCAGUUUAGUAUGGUGUCUCGAGGGGCGUAAGGAAACAUCCUGAGAUGUCUCGAGCGAGGCUGGGCCUGGAGAGUGCAGCCAUUCUAUUGGAAGGCUAUCCGUUUUCGCUAUUUGUCAGUGGUCAGAGUGGCACACAGGCGAACUUUAUCCCUGAGAUAGGCCGUUCGUAAACGGUAGAUUGUGAUACAGUGAAAAUAAUACAGUGGUGCAAAAAGGAAUCGUUGCAUUACGCCGGCCUAUUGUACUGAAACCAAAGAAGAAUACGAGUCUGUAUAACCUCGAGUGUGCAGGCGAUCAAAGACGAUUUCCAGAAAGAACAGACAGAGAGAGCUGUAGACGCGGUUCUGGCGUGACCGGAUGCGAUGUGCAAUCGAGGCGGGCGCACCCGGAACCUUUUGACAGACACGCCUGGGCGUCGAUUGUAGCGUUUGCGUAUCACAACAUUUUGGUCUAGAAUUAGUGCCUUAAGGAUGACUUGGCUAAGCGGAUGCCUAACGCGCGUGAACUAUGCCGAAAAACACCGAAGCUUUGAUAGUCACGGCUCGUGUCACCAAUAAUAGCGACAUUAUAUCAACAUAAAGGCACCAUGUUCGGCAUAUUGCUCGAUAAUGUUCACUCAUAGCAGCUUCCGCAUUGACAGAACCGGAAACGUGAGUGCAACGCCAUAAACAAGCUUCGCUGAGAACUGCGUGUCACUGUGCCAAAGCAAAAGAAAGGAGAAAAUUUAGAGACGACGAAGUAAGCUAUCAGGAUAACAGCGCUGUCAUUGCGAAUAGUAAUUCAUCGCCACUGACAAGUUUUUAGUUGUUUUGGCUUCACGACCAAAAUUUCAAGGCUGAUUGAAACAAGCUGUAUAAUGCCACCACCCUGCGAGUCUGGCGGAUAGCGGUCAUUCAAAAUUUGUCGAGCACCAAGAGGCUGGUUAUGAGCCACUGCGCAGUACUUAAGACAAGCAAAAAAAAGAAAAGACCAGCAUUUGUCGCGCUGCAACCACACUACGACUUGAGUUCUUCAAAGUUACUUUGUCAUGUGAGUCACCCAUGAACGCCAUCCCCUUAUGGUUUGAUUCUGGUUAUGCGCAUUAUUGCAUCACAAGAUGUAAGUAGUAAGACAUUCCAUAAAGAAAGCGCACAGACGUUUUCCGGUUGUCUGUAGACAGUCCAAGAACAGCCCGCGGAGUUAUUAUGACCUUGCAGAUUUGUCGACUAAUCUCCAUCUAUUUUCCGUUGACGACGCAUUAGGAGGACCACAGUAAAACAAGUCAAUCGCUAACGUAUUCUGUGAAUAGACAGUCUGCGGCGUGUAUGCAUCCAAAGGUACUAGUGUAUAAGGUAACGUGUUCUACGAGAAGUCUACAAGCAGUGUAUAAACAGUACUAAAGUUAUUUUCUCGGGACCUUUGUUGGAACUUCUUCUUCGAUCCGCCUGGCAGACGACAAUUGACCGCCAUCUCGUCUGCUCGUCGAGCUUCCGCACGCAGGCUCAAGUGCAUUUAAAGCUAAUGUGGCGUACCUUUCAAUGAAUCCAGUGUGGUCGAUCCCCCUACAGGGGGUGCGAGCCAUAUUUUGACAACAGAAGAAGAAGAAGAACGUGCCGUAAAUUGUUCAUUUCCUCCAGUUAGCUUUACCAAUUUUAGUAUUUCAUAAAGAUUAACUAAUUUCAUCCAAAUCUCGGGGCCAAUCCCCCACAGUGGGUGUGCGCCAUAGCACAAGGACUACCAUACCAUACCAUACCAUACCAUACCAUACCAUACCAUACCAUACCAUACCAUACCAUACCAUACCACACCAUACCAUACCACACCACACCAUACCAUACCAUACCAUGUCAUACCAUACCAUACCAUACCAUACCAUACCAUACCAUACCAUACCAUACCAUACCAUACCAAUGGGUGUGCGCCAUCGCAUAAGCAAUACCAUACCGUACCUUUCUUGAACAAGACAGCGAGGUAGGCGGCGGACCCAGAGGUCCAACACAGGCCCGCUUCUGAGCGCCAUGCAAAGGACCCAGCAACUGCUGCUGCUACUGUGCGUGUUCGUGGGUGGAUUCAUCGUCGGCACCCAAUAUAGACUAAACGUGAGUCACGGCCGUGACUCUCCUGGGCAGCAGCAGCGGCGGCGGCGUCCCUCAACGACUGUUCAGAAGACAGUGAGAGUGUCGCCCUACAUCACCGCUGACGGCCCCGAAUGGGCGGACGCGUGGGUAAAAGCGAGCGCCAACGUGCAUCUCUACUCGGCCUACUUCGACCCCCGGUUGGGCGCCAACGCGACCGUGGUGCGCGUCUUGGGACUCAUGCGUCUCAAUCCGAGGCUGAAGGUGAACUGCUCCUGCCUCAUCGACGACCGGCCCGAGAAGCCCGCCCAGCCUGUCGUCGCCGAAGUGGAGUACCUCCAGGACCACCACAACGCCAAGUACGACGGCGUCUUCAUCAACUGCCCUUACUACGCGUCGAACGACUCCGAGACGCCACGGACUGUGCGCGUGACCGUUACCGGAGCCGAGGCUGGCACGUCUGCGAGGAUCCCGGUCCACUACAGGGAACGCUCUCCCAGCGCACAAGAACUGGCCUCACUCGCGCUCUGCGUCCGACCUUUCUACGGCGGAGUGCCUAAGGUGCACGACCUGAUGCACUUCCUGGCCUACUACUCGCACCACGGCGUCCAGAGGUUCACCUUCUACGCCGACACUUCCAGCCAAGAGGUGAACAAGUACCUGUGGACGCUCCGAGACCGCUUGAAAAUCGACUUCUUCGCCUGGUCUCUACCCGCUGCCAAGAAGUCUUGGGCCCUGGCUCAGAGCGUCUUCACGCAGGACUGCCUGUACCGGCACAUGAAUGCUUCGCGGCGGGUUCUGAUCGUCGACCUCGACGAGUUCGUGUUUCCGCUUCCCGUGCGCGGCAGGCCCCGGACCAUAGCCGAACUUGUGGCCACGCUUCCGGCGCACAAGACGUGUCUCGUGGUGCGCAAUGUGUUCUGGAUUCGGGCGACCUCCAGGAUAGAUCGGCCUUUCAUCUUCGCGAGCCUGAACCGCAGUCUCCACGUAUGGCCAAUGGGCAUCAGGAGCAAGUACUUCGCAGAUCCCCUGGGCGUUCUGGAAGGAGGGAUACACUUCUGCAGGCGCUUCGUGGUCGUCGGCGGCCGAUCCAUCGACAAGCAGGAUUGGGUGCGCCAGGCGCUCCUGUACCAUUACCGCAUCGGAUACCGCAGCGUGUCGAAAGAAAAAUUCGCUAGGGAUACGAGCAUGCUGGUUUGGAAGGAACCAGUGAUGGCUUCGCCGUUGAUAGCGAAGCCCGACUUCUGGAGAAGCGCUGCGUACAAAGUGCACGACGGCCUGUGGAACAGUUUCGACGUGGUGCUGAGACUAGUUCGGCGAAACUAUAAGGGUGUCUUAUGACCUUGUCGCGAUAUGUCUAAGGCCAUUCGAGCAAUGCCCUCGGUGCCAAGCCAGACUCACCAUGGGGGUCAUGGUUCCUAUACUGAAAGCUGUGAACGCUCAGCAGCAUCUCUAUCACCGCGGUGCCUGCAUCCCAAGCCUUCCUCGUCAUUUCUGGCAUCAAAUGGAAAAUGGAGACGUCAACUUUCGCCCUCAGAUAAACUGUACUUUCAUUCCUGAAUGAGAAGCGCAGAGAAUGCAUCCACAUUUCCACUGACGCUUCGGUCUCCUCCAAAAGUUCAGCUGGUGUAGUAGUAAUUCCUGCGAAGUUUAUCAUAAUCCAAUUCCGGACGUCUCACAUUACACGGUGGCAGAACUCGCAGCUAUGCAUGCCACUCUGUAGUUUAUUGGCCACGAAUGGUCACAGUCAUCAUUUUUGUGACCCGAAGGCAGCCCUACAGUGUCUGCUGUCCCCUUUCAAUUAGGAACCUAACGUGCAAUUAGUCGCAGACAUCCGUCUACUUCACCAUCACGUAAUCGACAAGAGGAAUAACAUCAGCUACCAGUCGAUACCGGGUCACUGUGGAAUUUCCGGAAAUCACAGGGGGGAUGACGCCACCCGAUGGGCCCACGAUGGUACCCAUUUUAUAUCAAUACCACUCUCCGAGAACAGAUGUAGCCACAAGGCUUUGCUCCCUCGCACACGAGCUUGCGCAAACUCUGUGGAACACUAGUGAAUUCACCAACGCACGUCUCCACAAAUUUGACCCACGUUUGCAACUCCGUCUUCCACCAGGGUUACCGCGAACGGAAGCAAAACUUCUGUGCCGCCUGGGACUUGGACUGGCAUUCACGUUCCUCCCGCAAUGGAAUGGCCGACAGCCCUGCUUGGGACAACUGUGGCUGCGAGGAGACGAUCAAGCACCUCCUCUGUGACGGUUCCGGUUAUGUUCCAUGUGCACAUGUUGGGAGUGCCCCCUCUACAUUCCACCAAGGCUUCGUGCCCUGGCCACCAUACAGCGGGGAACCUGGCCUUCUUCUCUCCGGACUUCGGCUUGCCCGGAUACCACGUCUCCGGACCAUGCCAUCGAGCUCUGGCGAGCACUGCUGCUGUUCCUUCAGGACCCUGCAGCACCACCCGUCGGCGAUCGGCUUCGCGACAGCCACAAGCGUCAUGCCGCCCCCACUUAGCUGCCUCCAGGACAUUCAUUAAUAAAAACGGAGGCAGCCUUACCCUUCCCCUUUUCCAAAAACACCCCUCCUCUUUCCACCACAGCGUCUUCGACGCAUUUUAAUGUUGAAUAAACGUGGUUUCGUUCAUUCA
Molecule: messenger RNA, 5518 nt
Organism: Dermacentor albipictus
Lineage: Eukaryota; Metazoa; Arthropoda; Arachnida; Ixodida; Ixodidae
Cellular component (GO): cytoplasm
Molecular function (GO): glycosyltransferase activity
Source: RefSeq, a predicted model, not a curated record